UAUUUUCCCGCUAGAAAACGCCCAAUAAUUAAGCAAUAAACAAUGUCGGUUAGCAACGCAAGUCCAGGGAUUUUCAAUCACAUCCCUAUCAUUGACCUCUCGACAUUAAGGAGUCCCGUGCUGAAGGAGCGCCAACAGCUGGCAAAGGAGAUCUUUACUGCCUGUACGCAGGUCGGAUUCUUCUACAUCAAGAAUCAUGGAAUAGCUGAGGACCUCAUCACUUCCCUCCACGACAUGGCGCGUCAGUUCUUCACUCUGUCGCAGAAGCAAAAGAUGGAUUAUUAUAUUGGAAGAUCGAGGAAAUUUCGCGGUUUCAUGUCUCUCUACUCAGAGCAGCCCACUGACACGGAUCUCGGGACCGUCCCCAAGCCAGACCCUACCUCACCCGGGGCCUUUUCCGAAUCCUUCGAUAUCGGUUAUGAAGUCGCAGCCGACCCUCUGAAGAGCCAACAUGACGCCCUUCCUCCAGACACGUAUGAUCUGUAUGGGGAUAACCAAUGGCCUGAGGAGGAUGUCCUUCCUGGGUUCCGCGAAAUCUAUCUUCGAUACUUUGCUGAGGCGUUGACCUUAUCUCGGGCGCUGAUACGAAUCUUUGCGCUAGCACUGGAUUUACCCGAGGACUUCUUCGACCCGAUGGUCAAGAACCCCGGGGCUACGUCGAGGAUGUUGCAUUAUCCACCGCAGCCGGUCGCGGGCGAGGUGAAAGUCGGACUUGGAGAACACACGGACUACGAAUGUUUCACUAUACUCUCACAAGAUCGAGUCCCGGCUUUGCAGGUUCUCAAUGCUCGAGAGGAAUGGGUCCUGGCGCCGCCCAUUCCUGGCACUUUGGUAGUGAACAUUUCGGACUGCUUGUCCAUCUGGACCAAUAAAAAGUUCAAAUCGACCAUCCAUCGCGUCACCAACCUGACCGGACAGGAGCGAUAUACCAUCCCCUUCUUCUUUGGUGUGGACUAUGACACCACUGUGGCUGUGCUGCCGAGCUGCAUUACCGAGGAUAGUCCUGCGUGCAAGACGCCGUUCAAAGCGGGGGAGUGGGUGCGCCACCAAUUGACUACGGCCUAUGUUGGAUACGAGGCAGAGCCGCCGACCCAAGGGAACUAA
Messenger RNA from Aspergillus costaricaensis CBS 115574, 1104 nucleotides. RefSeq names its product isopenicillin N synthase family dioxygenase. NCBI's taxonomy places the organism in Eukaryota, Fungi, Ascomycota, Eurotiomycetes, Eurotiales, Aspergillaceae. The coding region runs from base 43 to 1104 and encodes 353 amino acids. The transcript has 6 exons. The record is from RefSeq and is a predicted model, not a curated record. Gene Ontology annotation, molecular function: dioxygenase activity.